AUGCUUGGAGAAUUAAUAAAUUAUCACGACGGUUGCAAGUGUGGGGAUAAGUGCCAAUGUGGUUCUGUUUGUAAAUGUGGUCACAAUACCGAAACUACUGAUAAAGGUUGUGCCGCUUGUGGUGAAUCCUGCAAAUGCACUUCUGGAAGUUGCUGUGGUAAGGAUACUUGCACUUGCAAGCACUAA
Maudiozyma barnettii is the source of this 186-nucleotide messenger RNA. RefSeq lists its product as uncharacterized. NCBI's taxonomy places the organism in Eukaryota, Fungi, Ascomycota, Saccharomycetes, Saccharomycetales, Saccharomycetaceae. The transcript has a single exon. The record is from RefSeq and is a predicted model, not a curated record. The coding region runs from base 1 to 186 and encodes 61 amino acids.